Molecule: messenger RNA, 909 nt
Organism: Phytophthora nicotianae INRA-310
Lineage: Eukaryota; Oomycota; Peronosporomycetes; Peronosporales; Peronosporaceae
Exons: 3
Coding region: 1-909 (302 amino acids)
Source: RefSeq, a predicted model, not a curated record
AUGAACGAAUACAUCAAAAAGUAUGCCAAUAAUACUAGGAAAUCUAGACUUCAACAGAAGAUUCUAGAAUCGCUGUUCGUUCGAUCUCGCGCGCACGAUAAGGUACUUGGUGAUGACGACAACGAUGACAUCGACUCGCCGUCUCCGAUCUACCACCAAUUUCUGCGGGACGAUACUCAGAGCAUUGCCACACUGACAAACUUUGCGCCACUGGAAUUUGAGCGCUUGUGGAAUUCUAUUCGAGCGCACGCGGCUGACCACUGGAAUGUAGGCCGUAGCCAUAAGAGCAAGCAGCAGCCCAAGGACGUGCUGUUCAUGUUCCUGGUCGUCCUUAAGCACUGUGGGAAAUGGGACGUGGUGGCAAACGUCCUCCGCAUCAAGACAGGAACAUUUCAAAAGAUGAUACUUUCAUUUGCGGAGGUUGUGUCUCCGUACCUCUACGAGAAGUAUGUGGUGUCCGCGGCUGGCAAAUUCACGAUGGAGGCGCUCGUGCUAGGAGACAACACGUUCCAUAACUACCCAAGCGCUCGCUACGCCCCGGAUGUUACUUUCCAGCAGAGCAACAUGCCGACCGGCCAAACAUCAUCUUCACGGCUACAAAGUCGAGCGGAUAUCCAGAUUUUCCGCAACAACCACGAGUUUCACCUCCAACAUCUUCUUAUGAGCUCGAUGGAGACUGAACUAGCCGAUGAAGGGCCUCUAACGACUGAGCAUCCCGACUCGUGGGCUGUUCUAGCUGAUAAGGGGUACCAAGGACUUGCCGCUGACUUUCGUGCCAUCACGCCGUUCAAGAAGCAGCCACUGCGGGAGUUGACCUUGGAGCAAAUGGAGACUAAUGACCGCAUCGCCCAUGACCGCGUCCUCGUGGAGAACUAUUUCGGUCGCCUCUGCACGCUAUGGGCAAUGUGA